Molecule: messenger RNA, 753 nt
Organism: Malassezia restricta
Lineage: Eukaryota; Fungi; Basidiomycota; Malasseziomycetes; Malasseziales; Malasseziaceae
Product: transcription initiation factor TFIID TATA-box-binding protein
Exons: 3
Coding region: 1-753 (250 amino acids)
Biological process (GO): DNA-templated transcription initiation
Molecular function (GO): DNA binding; RNA polymerase II general transcription initiation factor activity
Source: RefSeq, a predicted model, not a curated record
AUGUCUUCAAGUGGUCCUUUACAACUUCCUCAAGCUCAGGCAAAGUCCACAUCACAGGCUCUACCACAACAAAAGCCCCUCUCCCUUCCCACCCAAAGCAAGGGCAUUGAUUCUACGUCCUCGAAUGGCUCAAAAGAAGAUGGCAAGCCCGAUGUAAAGGAUACCCCAUCCGUGCCGCCGUCCAUUACGGAACAGACUCUGUCGAGCAUGCAUGGCAUAGUUCCAACUUUACAAAAUAUUGUGGCAACGGUAAACCUCGAAGCGAGAUUGGAUUUAAAAACCAUUGCACUUCACGCACGGAAUGCUGAAUACAACCCCAAGCGUUUUGCAGCGGUUAUCAUGCGUAUCCGUGAACCCAAGACCACCGCUUUAAUCUUCGCAUCAGGGAAAAUGGUAAUCACAGGUGCUAAAAGCGAAGAUGAUAGCCGCUUGGCUAGUCGCAAAUAUGCACGUAUUAUUCAAAAGCUCGGAUUUGAGGCUCGUUUCAGUGAGUUUAAGAUCCAGAACAUUGUCGGCUCGUGUGACGUCCGUUUCCCUAUUCGUCUCGAGGGUCUGGCUUACAGCCACGGUGUCUAUUCUUCUUAUGAACCUGAGUUAUUCCCGGGCUUAAUAUAUCGCAUGGUGAAACCCAAAGUUGUAUUGCUCAUUUUCGUGUCCGGAAAAAUUGUACUCACUGGUGCAAAGGUGCGAGAGGAGAUUUAUACCGCAUUCAACCUCAUUCUCCCCGUGCUGUCCGAAUUCAGGAAACCGUGA